UUAGUUUUUUUUAUCAUUCUUAAAAUAAGUCUUUUGCAAACUAAUUUGUGCAACUUUAAAAAUGUAUUAAGUGACUUUAUUAUUAUUUAUUUAUAUGCCUACUAUAUAUAUCGUGGUUAUUAUAUUUUUAGCUAGGGAAAGAUUGGGAAACACGAGUGGCACAAAAUUUAAGACAUGUUUAGGACUAUGAAUUUAUUACAUUUAACUUAAUUUUUGUAGAGUAAUUAAUGUAUGAGUUACCUCUACAGACAUUAACGACGAUGUUUUAGCAGUUAAUAAAUUGAAAUUGAUUUUAUUGUCACAAUAUUUUUUGUUUUAGUUUUUUCUGAAUUAAAGAAUAUACACGUCAAUGCAGCAGUGGUAAAUGAAAACAAAUAUCCAUGGAUAGCGCGCGUGAUUCAUUCGAAGAAUAAUUUAGCGCCUGUCAUGUGCACAGCAAUAUGUAUUGAUGUCAAAAUAUUUAUAACUGCAGCUCGAUGUGUAGCAAUGCUCAAGAUUGCUUAUACAUCACUCAUAUACCAAGGAGUCAGAUUAACAGUUAAAGCAUUAGUGAUGCCCACAAAGGAAUCUAAACAAUUAUUUGAUGAUAUAGGUUUUAUUAUAGUAAAUGAUGAGUUUACUGGUCAGUGGAAAAAGAUUCACACAUACAAUAAAAGGCGUCCAGACAAUACUUUUGAAUGGUAUAAGAAAAUCAUUAUUGAUGAAAAAUAUGAUCACAAGGUUGUUGGAUAUGCCAUGAAAAAGGGUUCUAAUGUCUCACCAAUUUGGAAAUCCAACUAUGAGUUAACAGAACUUAAUGUAGUGGUUGGCAUAUAUCUAUGUCAAAGAAUCAUAGCAGUCGACAAGCCUAACGCUUACGAAGUACCAUGCUACCAUUCAUGUGGGCAUAAAAAUCACUUUGCUAAUGACAAAGUAUGUAAAAAAUACCAUGGGACAUUGGGUGGGGCGUUGGUAAACACUAAAAGCAAAAUGUUGUUUGGUGUUGCCACUUGGGCGGAAACGGAUUCAAGAUUGACAUAUCACUUACCAGUUGGGUUUUCCGUUCCUAACUCUGAUUCUUAUUUUGAAGAUUACGCUUGCAGUAUAAAAAUACGAAACAGCAAAGAAGCUAAUGCAGAAGCAGGACAUUAUCAAAAACUUUGUGAUAGCAAGAGAAAGCAUAACGUUGAUAUGACAAAUCAUGAUAUGGAUGACAUAUAUAUGACACAAUAA
Molecule: messenger RNA, 1212 nt
Organism: Melitaea cinxia (Glanville fritillary)
Lineage: Eukaryota; Metazoa; Arthropoda; Insecta; Lepidoptera; Nymphalidae
Exons: 3
Coding region: 427-1212 (261 amino acids)
Source: RefSeq, a predicted model, not a curated record